Trichophyton benhamiae CBS 112371 is the source of this 816-nucleotide messenger RNA. RefSeq lists its product as uncharacterized. Gene Ontology annotation, biological process: mRNA splice site recognition. Gene Ontology annotation, molecular function: mRNA binding. Bases 1 to 816 code for a protein of 271 amino acids. Lineage: Eukaryota; Fungi; Ascomycota; Eurotiomycetes; Onygenales; Arthrodermataceae. The transcript has 3 exons. Gene Ontology annotation, cellular component: U2-type prespliceosome; U1 snRNP. The record is from RefSeq and is a predicted model, not a curated record.
AUGGCUGCAGAGCAGCGGAAGCUCUUGGAGCAGCUCAUGGGAGUCUGCCGCUCUUAUCUCGCUGGUACAUGUCCCCACGACCUCUUCACCAACACGAAGCAAGACCUAGGACCCUGUCCAAAAUUGCACAGCGAAGGCUUGAAAGCUGAAUAUGAUGCUGCAUCGUCACACGAAAAGGCUAAAUGGGGGUUCGAGUACGACUACUUGCGAGAUAUGCAGAAAUACAUCGAUGAAUGUAACAGGAGGAUAGAUUCGGCACAACGCCGUCUUGAGAAGACGCCAGAUGAAAUACGGCAAACAAACCAUUUGUUGUCGCAAAUAUCAGAUCUGAACAAAACCAUCAACGCUGGACUCGAGGAAACGUCCGUUCUCGGUGAACUUGGAGCAGUUGCUACUGCUAUUGACGAAUUCUACAAAGUACGAACCGCUAAGCACCAGAAGGAGUCUCUCGAACGAGACCUUAAGGCCCUCGCAGAUACAUCUGGUCCUUCAGGGCAUCAGAAAUUGCAGGUUUGUGAUGUGUGCGGAGCGUAUCUCAGCCGACUAGAUAAUGACCGUCGCCUUGCCGACCAUUUCUUCGGGAAAAUGCAUUUGGGAUAUGCGAAAAUGAGGGAGACCUACAGUAUUUUGCAGAAAGAGAUGAAGGGGCAGCCUCCGUCUAGGCAUGAUGACGGUCCAUCUGGUCGCGGUGAUGCUGGCUUUGAUGACGCUGGCUGGGGCCGAGAUGGCGGCGGUGGAUAUGGCGGUCGUUCCUACAGAGGUAGUGGAGGUGGCCAUAGAAGAAAAGGAGGCGGUGGUGGUUACAACAGAUGGUGA